UGCACAGUGAGGCCAUGUCUGAAGAAGCAGUUAGAGUGGGUUUUAGCCCCCACCCUUCCUGAUCCCUGCAAAGCAGGAUACCUGCAGGGAGGCAAAGUGGAGAAGCUAGUAGACCACUUAGUGCCUGCCCUGCUCUUCGGAGAUGCUGUGUUUGUCCCAGUGUUUCUGGGGACAUACCGCACUUUCACGACUGCCCAUCACGUGUUGAACCUGCUGUUCAACAGAUACAGUCAUUUCCUUGAAUAUGAGGAGGAGAAGGCAGGCGCGCAGGAGCACCUGCAGCGAGCCUUCUCCUUCAUACUGGGCUCCUGGAUGAGGGAGUACCCAGAAGACUUCACUGGAGCACCGGACACGUCCUGCCUGCAACACCUGGUAACAUAUCUACACCUCAAUAUGCCUGGCUCUGUUGAGGAACAGCAGGCCCGCCUUCUGCUCAGUCAGCUGGAGCACAUGCUUCUCAAGAAGCCAGAGCUGGAGGCUGUUCCACCAACUGCCAGGCUUUAUGAGAAAACCACUGUACACCCACUGGAUCCAACACCCUGCGUAGAAGCAGUACUACCAUGUCAGUCAGAGCUGGAACUAGCUGUAGCCUCAGAGGCCCCCUCAGCUCCAGGAGCUGCAGUGGAGCUCCAACAAGAACCCCAUGCAGACGGAUGUUCUGACUCACCUCCGUCAACUGUGACCGAAGAGAUCAAUCCACCUGCAGGUCAGCCAAUGGCCCACAGCCUUGCACCAUCUCCAGCACCAAGUCUGGAUCUUGACCUGCAAUACUCAAAUGAAGAAAGAGUGGCUGAUCCCUCAGUGCCAGGGGCACUUAGCCCAGUGGUAGCAAUGGCUCUAGAGCCAGCCAUUGAUGCACCAAUGAUGAGGGUAUGCCAGUGA
Molecule: messenger RNA, 882 nt
Organism: Dipodomys spectabilis (banner-tailed kangaroo rat)
Lineage: Eukaryota; Metazoa; Chordata; Mammalia; Rodentia; Heteromyidae
Product: ral guanine nucleotide dissociation stimulator-like
Exons: 5
Coding region: 313-882 (189 amino acids)
Source: RefSeq, a predicted model, not a curated record